AUGUUGACGACCGUGCCCUUCUGGAUUGCUGCUGCUGGAUUGGCCCUUCAAGACGUCGUAGACAUAUGGCAAACAAGCUUGACCAGCCAUCGCAUUGCCCUUCAGCAACAGCACUCGCCGAAGUUUCCCCAGGGGCAGCAUGUGGCAGUGGCAGUUGAAAUCGUUCAGCUGACGUGCUUGCGCGUGAGCUGCAGACGCUGGAUGGCUCUGCCGCCACAGGUGUUGGCAAGCAUAUACGCAAAGGAUGCAGCAAGGAAACGCUACCAGCUGAAGAUUCCUGGCGGGAAGAAAACCGCACUGUCCAUGUGCCUACAGUUGAUGGAGCCAAAUAAAGCUCAGGAAGAUGGCGAAGCCAUGCCGCAUAUCGAAAAGGCGGGCUCUGUUCCUCAGCCCCACGUUUCCAUACUAAGGAU
Molecule: messenger RNA, 413 nt
Organism: Eimeria acervulina
Lineage: Eukaryota; Apicomplexa; Conoidasida; Eucoccidiorida; Eimeriidae
Exons: 4
Source: RefSeq, a predicted model, not a curated record